This is a messenger RNA of Capsicum annuum, 1515 nucleotides long. RefSeq lists its product as uncharacterized. The record is from RefSeq and is a predicted model, not a curated record. Bases 416 to 1144 code for a protein of 242 amino acids. Gene Ontology annotation, biological process: mRNA splicing, via spliceosome. Gene Ontology annotation, cellular component: U12-type spliceosomal complex. Gene Ontology annotation, molecular function: protein binding. The transcript has 5 exons. NCBI's taxonomy places the organism in Eukaryota, Viridiplantae, Streptophyta, Magnoliopsida, Solanales, Solanaceae.
UUCAAUUGAAUUCUUUAUGUUCCAACUAGAAUUUCCUCCAACAUAAGCCAACCACAACCUUAAAUGUGUACCAAAGAAUCACCAAAAGAUGUAGCUUUUAUUUUUUAAAGAAAUUAUGAUUGCGGUGUCUGGACAUCUUUUGACACCUGACUAAUUUCACGAGAUACUUAUAUCUCUCGUCAGCAAUAGAUAUUAAAUAAACCUAAUGUUUUUCAUCUUUAGGUCCUGAACCUCAUAUCAACCCAACUCAUUGACCAUUAGCGCACACCCUCGGCGCCCAAAAGAUAUAGUAUAAUAGUAACAACAACAAUAUUAAUAUUAGGAAAAAAACAACCCCUAAGAGACAAGGUAAGCUUAAGGAUAUCAAAUAAUUAGAGCUCUUUAAGAUGGUAUAGUUUAGUUAUAUGUUCUAGUUAUGGAGGUUUUAGAUAGGGAUGAAGAAGAUGUUAGUCCUAGAUUUUCAUUUCAGAAGAAUGGAUCAUCAUUGUCUUGUAUAGUACCUCCAUUUUUGCUCGGUGAUAGCAUGCCCAAAAAUAGCUUGUAUUACAACAAGUUACCUGAGGAACCCCUCAAGCUCGCUGUUCUCAAAUUGGAUGGCUCUUCCUUUGAUAUUGAAGUUGCAAGGAAUGGGACAGUGGCGGAGUUGAAACAAGCGGUGGAAUCUGCCUUCAGUCAUUUACCAAAGACAGGAACAGGCAAGGUUUCAUGGUCACAUGUAUGGGGACAUUUUUGCUUGAGCUAUCAUGGGCGGAAGCUACUAACUGAUAGUGAUUUGUUAGGAACCUAUCAGAUCAAGGAUGGUGAUAAGCUCAGUUUUAUGAGGCAUGUCUCCAUUAGUUACAAUCUGGUCAAAACGCGAUCAGAGAGAGAGGACCCUCAUAAAACUGAACGUCGCAUAUCCAAAGUCUAUGAAAGCAGACAACGGAGAGGUGAACGAGAGGGUAAUCGCCAUCAAGAUGUCGUUUUAAAGAACCCUCAAAACAAUAUUCAUGACAACAACAGGUGUGUUGUUGCCACUUGUGAAUCCAGGUUGGUUCAUUUCUUUAGAGGAUGGCUUCCAUACAAAUUGGCAAACCCGGAGAGGAGAAUAAAACAGAAAAGCAGUGCAUUGAGAUCACGCGAUGGUUUACUUACGGAGUUCUAACAGUGUGGUGCAGUGAUUAGUACCUUUGAAGAGAGGAAUCCAGUGAACUGUUUGCAAAUCUCAAAGAGAGUUGGAGAGGAAAUGGAAAACAUUCACCUCUAGUUGAAGUUCCAAACUUUUGACUAUCCAGUGAUAUUAUUUCACUAUGCAUCUGUUCCAUUUCCUCAUAUGCAGAUGAAAAUUAGUUGUGCACACAUGAAUUUGCUUGAGAUUACUUGUGUAGAACAGAAAUACACAAAUAUCUCUUUUGUCAUUGGAAAAGGCAAAUUCAUAUAUCAUCAGACUUGAACUUGUAAAUUCUGGUUUGGGAUUCAGAAAAAGUUAACUCCUAUGUUUUAUGCAUUGAUGACAGAAAAAAAUACUUGAAACAA